AUGAAUUCUCCUCAAAAUUGCAGUGCAGUCGUUGUGGGAGCCGGCCCCGCCGGCUUGGCUGUCGUGGGGAAUUUGCUGGAGCAACUAGGAGGGAAAGUUGCCUGGAUUGACCCGAUCUUCCAAGGGGGUCGAGUCAACCGCAAAUACCGAGAAGUUCCUAGCAACACCAAAGUGUCGCUAUUUCAAGCAUAUGCCACCGCGGUUCAACCAUUUCGUUCCGUCAUCAACAACACCCGCAUUCCCAGUCCAUUCUCGACGAUGGCCAAACUUGACCAGGAGAAAACCUGCCAUCUGCACCAUGCUGCGGAUAUGCUCAAGGGUCUGUCGGACGGCAUCGUAAAAAUGGAUCAGGUGAUGGCCUAUCGGGGAGUUGUCACUGCCGCCAAUUUGGCUGAAAAUACGUCGAUGUGGACCGUGCGGAUCAUGCGUCGAGACUCUCUCGACGAGUUCGAGGUGGCCACACCACGACUUAUCUUUUGCACAGGAUCGUCGCCGUCGCAGGUCUCGAUGCCCGUUUCUGGACUCGAUAUCCGGAGACUGGACCUAGAUGUAGUUCUGAAACCCAGUGAUCUUGUCACGUACCUCCCCCGCGAUAUACCCCAGACGGUCGCGGUCGUCGGGGCUUCUCAUAGUGCCAUUCUUGCCCUCCUCAACCUGGUAGAAUUGGCUCGCAGCACACACCCCCAGCUACGAGUGAAGUGGUUCACUCGCCAUCCACUCCGGUAUGCCGAGUACAUGGAUGGCUGGAUCCUCCGAGACAACACGGGUCUCAAGGGUCUAGCGGCGGACUUUGCUCGCCAGCAAUUGGAGGACGAGCAGCUACCCCAGUCCGAAGCGGGCCGGUUCAUCACGAAGGUGGACUGCGGGGGAGGCCAAGAGAUGGCGCAGUAUAAGCAGCACUUGCCGUCGUGCUCGCAUUUCGUCCAGGCCGUCGGAUUCACCCGGGAUCCGUUGCCCGAGUUGUCUGUCGACGGCGAGUCUUUGCAGUUGGAGUUCGACUCGGAAUCGGGCGGCUUCCAUGACGGGAAAGGACGACCGGUUCCGGGCCUCCAUGGCGCAGGCAUCGCCUUUCCUGAACGGGUCGUCGAUCCGCAUGGCAACGUCGAACACGCCGUCGGCUUCUGGAAAUUCAUGAAGUAUCUCCAGCGCGUCUGUCCCCAGUGGGCCGCGUCCCAAUGA
This is a messenger RNA of Aspergillus steynii IBT 23096, 1179 nucleotides long. RefSeq lists its product as uncharacterized. The record is from RefSeq and is a predicted model, not a curated record. Bases 1 to 1179 code for a protein of 392 amino acids. Gene Ontology annotation, molecular function: oxidoreductase activity. The transcript has 3 exons. NCBI's taxonomy places the organism in Eukaryota, Fungi, Ascomycota, Eurotiomycetes, Eurotiales, Aspergillaceae.